Molecule: messenger RNA, 1734 nt
Organism: Saccostrea cuccullata (small rock oyster)
Lineage: Eukaryota; Metazoa; Mollusca; Bivalvia; Ostreida; Ostreidae
Product: multiple epidermal growth factor-like domains protein 10
Exons: 11
Coding region: 31-1695 (554 amino acids)
Molecular function (GO): scavenger receptor activity
Source: RefSeq, a predicted model, not a curated record
AUCGUAAAACCUGAAAGACAUGUUCAGAAUAUGCGUCUUAUUUUCUCGUGUUUACUUUUUAAGCUUUCCAUUGUGAAUAUCUCAUUCGGAUACGACGAUAUAUCGGCACAUAAACCAACAGAGCAAAGCACAAUAUACACUAAAACUGAUGUGUCUCAGAAUGCUGUAGACAGAUCUUUAUUCACAUGUUCUACUACUGAUAGUUCAAAUCCAGCUUGGUGGUAUGUGGAUCUCCAAAAAGUCAAAAGUAUCUAUGACGUAGAGAUUUACUUCAGACUUUAUGGUACCGAAUAUGAACAACGACAGAGAGAGCGCAUGUAUGGAUACAAACUCUACAUCUCUAACAGUACAGACUUCAGUUUGUUACACGAGGCUUACUUGUGUUACAGUCACAAUGGGCCAGAGUUACCCAAUCUUAACGUUACACAUGUAUGUGUUUCAUUUGGACGAUACGUAAUUUUCUACAAUGAAAGAAUUCCUGGUGUGACGUAUCCCGACAAUAAACAUUAUACAUACACACAACUUUGUGAAGUUAUAGUGCAAGGUUGUGAAGAGGAUGGUGUUUAUGGAUUCAACUGCAAUGAAACCUGUCCUACUAAUUGUCAAGAGAGGAUGUGUUACAUAACUAAUGGGACUUGUGUUGGAUGUAAAGACGGCUGGACUGGGGACAAGUGUACAGAUGCUUGUCCAGCUGGAUAUUACGGAGCUGAAUGUAGGAGAAUAUGUUCAGAUGGAUGCAGAAAUAAUUUCUGUAAUCAUGUGACUGGUCAUUGUGAGGGAUGUCGUACGGGAUGGAUGGGAUUUUUUUGCAAUGAAACUUGCGAACCUGGUGCAUUCGGUCUAAAUUGUUCUGGAAGAUGCAGCAGCCAAUGUGUGAACAAAUCUUGUAAUUACAUAACUGGUUUUUGUGAUUAUGGUUGCAUGCCAGGAUGGAGAAAUGAUAAAUGCAACAUACUAUGUAGUGAUGGUCGAUUUGGUGUCAAGUGUGAAGGGUUCUGCAGUGGUAAUUGUUUGAACAAUGAAACCUGUCACCAUGUCGAUGGUCAUUGUACUCAUGGAUGUCAGGCAGGAUUUCAAGGCGGCAAAUGUGAUGCUCCUUGUGGCCAGGGAUUCUUCGGUAAAAAUUGCUCCCAGAAGUGUUCUGUAAAUUGCCAUUCUAUAUGUAAUAAUGUUAAUGGACUAUGCACGUGCAACAAAGGAUUGAUGGGAAGAAAUUGUUCCAAAGCGUGCUCCUCUGGACAUUAUGGUUAUAACUGUGAAGAACUCUGUAGUUCAAACUGUCUGAAGAACGAGAUUUGUAACAUUAUAAAUGGAAGUUGUCCUAGUGGUUGUCAGGAGGAUUACGAGGGUGAUACAUGUCAAAGUUUAAAAGGUUUUGUUCCACUGCCUUCCAUAGACGCAUACACGGAAGAUAGAGGCAAAGUUGACGGACUGACAGCAGGAUUGGUCAUUUCUUUACUUCUCAAUGUAGGAUUCUGUUUCACGGUACUUUGUCUUAUCAGAAAAAAGAGAAAUGAGAAGGGAAAUGACCAACCAUCAUACGAUAUCACCAGUAGAGAGAGUUUCCAACAAAGUUCAACACCUGAUCGUGUUGACCAUGUUGAAAAUCACGCAUACGAGGAAUUGAAUACCACACAAUCCGUCCAUAUCUAUAGAAAUCUCUCGUUAAAUGAUGCCAGGACAAACUCCUCAUAAUUUCAAGAGUAGCAAGAUGUAUAUAUAUCUUAUAGCAAG